Pseudonaja textilis is the source of this 321-nucleotide messenger RNA. Lineage: Eukaryota; Metazoa; Chordata; Lepidosauria; Squamata; Elapidae. The record is from RefSeq and is a predicted model, not a curated record.
GACCACUCGGAGUUACCCAUCGGAGCGGCGGCCACCAUGGCUCACGAGAUCGGCCACAAUUUCGGCAUGAGCCACGACCCGGAAGGCUGCUGCGUGGAGGCCACAGCAUCGCAGGGCGGCUGCGUCAUGGCUGCUGCCACAGGGCACCCCUUCCCCCGGGUCUUCAGCUCCUGCAGCCGCAGUCAGUUGGAGGGCUACUUCCAGAAGGGAGGAGGCGUCUGCCUUUUCAACCUGCCGGACACCAAAGACCUGGUAGUGGGGAAGAAAUGCGGCAACGGAUUUUUGGAGGAAGGAGAGGAAUGUGACUGUGGGGAGGCCGAG